Molecule: messenger RNA, 1432 nt
Organism: Panicum virgatum (switchgrass)
Lineage: Eukaryota; Viridiplantae; Streptophyta; Magnoliopsida; Poales; Poaceae
Product: NADH-ubiquinone oxidoreductase chain 2-like
Exons: 2
Coding region: 158-784 (208 amino acids)
Source: RefSeq, a predicted model, not a curated record
AGCAUGCGCUACUAUUGUUUCAAUAUGAAGAUCUCAAUAGGGGGCGGGGGCAUAUUUAAGCAUGCAUUCCUAUUUUUUUUUGAAGCAGCAAGCGCCUUUAUGUGACCUAACAGGACUUUUGAAUUAACUCAGUGAUUUUGCAGACGGAGGAGAGGAAAUGAAAGCAGAAGAAGUUAUCGAAACUCGGAACCACAUGUUCAAUCUUUUUUUAGCGGUUUCCCCAGAGAUCUUUCUCAUUAACGCAACCUUCAUUUUGCUCAUUCAUGGAGUUGUAUUUAGUACCUCUAAGAAAGAUGAUUAUCCACCGUUAGUUAGUAAUGUGGGUUGGCUUGGAUUACUUAGUGUUCUAAUAACCUUGCUUCUGCUCGCCGCUGGCGCACCUCUCCUAACUAUUGCCCAUUUAUUCUGGAAUCAUUUUUUUAGGAGGGACAAUUUUACAUAUUUCUGCCAAAUCCUUCUAUUAUUAAGUACGGCUGGUACCAUUUCGAUGUGUUUCGAUUCUUUCGAAAAAGAGAGGUUUGAUGCUUUUGAAUUCAUUGUAUUAAUUCCACUUCCUACUCGCAGUAUGCUCUUAAUGAUCCCGGCUCAUGAUUUAAUUGCCAUGUAUUUAGCUAUUGAGCUUCAAAGUUUAUGUUUUUAUGUGAUCGCAGCAUCAAAAAGAAAGUCUGAAUUUUCCACGGAAGCCGGCUCAAAAUAUUUGAUCUUAGGUGCAUUUCCCUCUGGAAUAUUAUUGUUCGGGUGCGACCGGACUACUACCGAUCAAUUUUUGGAAACUUCUUUAUAGACUUGUAGAGACCCUCUAUGUAGUUGUAAUUCUUGGGCAAUCGAUCUACUUUCCCCAUAGCCCUAAGGCAGUGUCUCGAUCUCCUACGUGCGAAAGAUAAGAUACGGGAGACGGGGUCCUAUGGUAUGGGUCUUCGACCCUUGGUCUAAUUCCACGACGGAGAGUCGGCGUGGCGUAAAGUGAAGAUUGGGGGGAAUAGAGCGAAAUCCCCGUCUGGGGUAUUCCGAAGGUGUAACCUAGGCAACGAAAAAGGGGCCCGAUACUUAAACUAAAGGAGCGACCUGUUGGUUCACCAAACCCCGACCCAGUGUCACACGUUCUCCAGGUCCGAAGGGAUCCAGUGCCCAACUACCGACUCCUCCCGGAAUUGCGUUAUCGGAGCCGAGCCAGGAAUAGCCGUUAGUGGACACCUACCACUUUUCACCGGUUAGAGAGGCCCUCUUUAAUACAUUAAGAAAAUAUGUUCACAGGGGCCAGAAAGACUCGGUCAUAGGAACUUAAACCACCUACGCGCUGGUAAACGAAAACCACCUCGACCGGAUCUACCGAACGAAGAAGGCCGCCCCGUCGAAAGAAUUAACACGCCAAAAGGGCCACCAGCUUUCCCCAAAAAAAGGGGAGAUCCGCUGCUUACUGCUCACGGAAACA